This is a messenger RNA of Malania oleifera, 1530 nucleotides long. RefSeq lists its product as uncharacterized. Gene Ontology annotation, biological process: regulation of synaptic vesicle exocytosis; lysosome organization; endosome to lysosome transport. The transcript is spliced from 3 exons. The coding region runs from base 585 to 1091 and encodes 168 amino acids. Gene Ontology annotation, molecular function: SNARE binding. Gene Ontology annotation, cellular component: BORC complex; BLOC-1 complex; synaptic vesicle. NCBI's taxonomy places the organism in Eukaryota, Viridiplantae, Streptophyta, Magnoliopsida, Santalales, Ximeniaceae. The record is from RefSeq and is a predicted model, not a curated record.
UUUAGAUUUUUCCUAGAGUUGUAAAUGCAUUUCCCUCGACCCCUAAGAAUUCGAAAGUAGACUUGUGAGCCUUAGAAGUACAUUCUUUACUCAAAAGGUUAAAAAUGUUCUUUAUAGAGACUCAUCCACAACCUUCACUAUUAUGUUUUUUCGAAUUUGCGACCUUAGCCUUCCUUUUUACUUAUAUUUGAAUUGGUGCAUUUGGCUUAUAAUAAAACCUAAUUCUUGGAGAAGUAUUUCAAAAUCUUCUUAAAGCCUAAUUCAUUUGAAAUGCAAAUGGCCAUGAGCAGGUUUAGGCUUUAGCCGCAGCGGAUCAAGUCGGACCAUGGAAGAGCGGUGGCGCCGCAGGGGGAAAAGUGAUCUUAAUUGAGACCGGUCGAGAGCUGGUGGCGGGGGCUAUCUGGUGCGACGGCGGUGAGCUCACAGCCCUAACGCCUCUCUCUCUCUCUCUCUCUCUCUCCCGGUGCCCAAGCCUAAGCUCAUUCUCUCAGCUUCUCAACAGCUCCCUUUUUGUACAUUGUUAAUUGCCAUACCACAGCUUUCGUCUUGCCUUUCUCCCAUCUGAUGUAACCUUCCGCCCAGCCAUGUCCGACGGGCAAGUCCCACAUCAUUGUAAUUAUAAGUCACCGACGCCGGAUCAACAUUCUGACUCUGCAGAUGAAAGUGUUGUUGCUGCUGCUGCUCCUACGACUGCACCGAACACCGAACAGCUUAAUGAUCCUCCUUCUCACACCGCUUGUUCUUCUGUUGAUUCUUUGGCCAAGGGUAUUUCUUCCACGCUCGUCUCCGUGAUUAAGGGUUUCGAUUCCAGAGCUGAAGAUGCUAUUUCAAGCCAGGACAACCUCUCUUUCGCCAUUGAUCGUCUUACGAGAGAGCUAGACCAACUAUUAGAAGAUGCACCCCUGCCAUUCAUUAUGCAGCACGCUGCCAAGAUUUCUGGAGUUAGAAAGAGAGUUGCAUCAUUGAAUUUGCUUUUAAAAUCGAUACAACGACGUGUUGAUAACAUGGAUCGCAUGCUAUGUGUGGGCUUGCCGCAUGGUUCCCCUGACGCAGAUCUUGGCGUACGUGACAAGCGACAAGCAGGUGUGUAGCGUAGAUUUUUGGCUUUAGAGAAGGCAGGAGGAGUGAAUGUAAAUUAUGAUGGUCAACAAAUUGGUUAUCAGUUUCAAAGUAUGGAAAAGAAAGAAAAGGUGCAGCGGCCUAUUGCCAUUUAUAGAUUUGGUGCGAUGCUGCCCCGCAUCCGCACAAUAAGGGAAACUGAUUUGGUUGACUUGCUGCGCUAUUGACCCACCACGGAAUUCAUUAUGGAAACGUGGGCUGCACAUUACCAUCAAAACAGUAAAUGUUCUGUAUUGUCCAAAACGACUAGCUCCUACAUUUUGAAGUUCUCUCUCUCUCUCUCUCUCUCUCUCUCUCUCUCUAUUUUUUUUUUUAAUUAUAGAUUUACCUAUGCCUUUUUGGCCCUGUAGACAAAAUCUUUCAACUAGUGUAUCAUUGAUUGAUUCUGUUCAAUAUUUUAUUUUUGGUUUU